Messenger RNA from Parascedosporium putredinis, 402 nucleotides. The record is from the annotation of a GenBank genome assembly. Lineage: Eukaryota; Fungi; Ascomycota; Sordariomycetes; Microascales; Microascaceae.
AUGCUGUCCUUUAUACUGAUACAAAACCGGCAGGGCAAGACAAGACUGGCCAAGUGGUACGCUCCAUACAGCGACGACGAGAAGAUUAAGCUCAAGGGCGAGAAAUACCAGUCCAACUUUGUCGAGUUCCGCAACAACAAGAUUGUGUACCGCCGAUACGCUGGUCUCUUCUUUUGCGCGUGUGUCGACACCAACGAUAACGAGCUCGCCUACCUCGAGGCGAUCCACUUCUUCGUCGAGGUGCUCGACGCCUUCUUUGGCAACGUGUGCGAGCUCGACCUUGUCUUCAACUUCUACAAGGUGUACGCGAUCCUCGACGAAGUAUUCUUGGCGGGUGAGAUCGAGGAGACGAGCAAGCAGGUGGUGUUAACGAGGCUAGAACACUUGGAUAAGCUCGAGUGA